Telopea speciosissima is the source of this 426-nucleotide messenger RNA. Its product is annotated as S-protein homolog 29-like. The coding region runs from base 1 to 426 and encodes 141 amino acids. Lineage: Eukaryota; Viridiplantae; Streptophyta; Magnoliopsida; Proteales; Proteaceae. The transcript has a single exon. The record is from RefSeq and is a predicted model, not a curated record.
AUGGGUGGUUUCAAUAGUAUCAUCUUCCUUUUGAUACUUUUUGGUUUGAUGAUGGAGUACUCGUCGUCUUCGGUUUCUGGUUGCUUUACGACUCCAAAAACGCAUGUAAGAGUGAAGAACAAGUUGGGUGCAGGAAAGAAAUUGCAUUUGGAAUGUGAAUCAAAGGAAGAUGAUCUGGGAGAGAAGGCACUCAACUACAAUCAGGUAUUCUCAUGGACUUUCUGUGGUAGUGUUUGGACUUCCACUCUCUUCUUUUGUGAUUUCUGGUAUGAAAGGAAUGGUACUUAUGUAGCUACUCAUGCUGACGUUUAUUUCCAACAAAGAGAUAAUUGCUUGGACUGUUCGGUUCUUGUUGGAGUUAAAGGGGUUUACGUUGUAGACAUCAAGAACCCUAGCGACUGGAAAAUGGUAGCAACAUGGCCUUAG